AUGUCCCCUCCCUCCCAGGCCCAGCCCCAGCCCCCCAUGGCCCUACUUCUGCUGGACGAGACGGCCGGGGACCUGCCUGUCAGAGACACAGACCAGCCCUUGGUGAUUGCAGCAAUACAAGAUGUGUCAGCUGCUGCUCCCCCAGCAAAGGCUCAGGCGCUGCGGACCUGGCUGAGAGAGCCAGCCAUGCAGGCGCGGCAGCGCAUAAGCCGGGUGAGUCGGGAGGAGCUGGAGGACAGGUUCCUGCGGCUGCAUGACCAGAACCUGCUGCUCAAGGAGUUUGCCUGCAAGCAGCAGGACAGGAUCAAGAGGCUUGGUGCCAGGCUGAUGAGGCUCACGCAGGAGCACCAGCGGGCAGCACGCCAGCUGGGGCCAUCAGGCCAUCGGGCCAGCCGGGACCUGGAGCUCGAGGAGGCCUUGGAGGAGCUGCAGGCGCGGGUGCGGGAGCUGGAGCACCGCAACGAGGGGCUGCGGGGCCGCCUGCUCGCCUACAAGCAGCAGCUGCAGCUCGGGGCUUACAAGCACCAUGGCCUCUACGGCCACAUCCCAGCUCGGGUGGACACGGGGCUGCGGCGGGCGCACACAGCCAGCGGGAGGGGGCCUGAGCGGCAGCGCAAAGGUGUGCGCAUGCAGGGUCCAGAGGCCAGACACACACACACGGCGCCUCCGCAGUACAUAGACCACAGCAGAGAGGAACCUGGAACUGCGCUGGAUAGCCUCACCCGCGGUCUGGGGCUGGAGGAGCUGGCCUCUGAGUCCCCGCUCCGGGGUGAGAUGGAGCCGACUUGGCAGAGCCGCUGGCAGGCCUCAGAGCGCAGAGUUGCCAUCCGUGGGAACGUGGAGCUGAUCCGCCUGCAGCGGCUCCUGCAGGAGCGUGACAUGGAGCUGGCUGUGACCACAGCCCGGUGCACUGAGCUGCAGCAGACCUACGAGAGCCAGCUCCAGCAGAGGCAGGAGGUUUUAGGAGCUGCCAGCAGCGCAUUGCUGGCCCAGGCAGAAGAGCUUAGCACCCAGCUGAAGGGGCAGACGCAGAGAGCAGCAGUCUUGGAGAGCCAGUUGGAGGGUGUCCCGGCCCUGCACCGGGCUCUGGAGGAGCUGCAGGAGCGAGUCAGAGAUCUGGAGAAGGAGCGGGACUUGCUGAAGGAGGCGCAUGACAACCUGCUGGCAAGUGCUCUGGACAGCGGGCGGCUGCCUCGGCAGGACACCCCCCAGCUGGAGAAGCAGCUGAGUACGGCUCUGGCGGAGAAGAGGGUGCUGCUGGCGGAGCUGGAGGCAGCACGAGCACAGAGCCAGGUGCUGCAGCAGGACUCCAGCCAGCUGCUUCUGGCGCCUGCGCAGGAUGGGGAGCGGCUCCAGGACAAGGCCAGCCAGACCAUGGAGCAGGGCCCAGUGCUGCCCCCACCCCAGCCCCCCAGCCUGGAUGGGCCCCUGGCAGGCCUAGGGCAGCAGGACCUGCUUGUCCGGCAGAGCCUGAGCCAGAGGCUAUGUGAGACAGAGGCUGUCCAUGCCGAGACCGUGCUAGAGCUGGAGAAGACUCGGGACAUGCUGAUCCUGCAGCACCGCAUCAACCGUGACUACCAGGCUGAGCUGGAGGGCACAAUGCUGCAGGCAGAGCAGGCGGCACGGGGGUAUGAGGAGGAGCAACAGCGACUGGCACGGCUCCUGGACCUGCGCAGCACCCGUCUCCACCAACUGGAGGAGCAGCUGAAGGAUGUGGCCUAUGGGACGCAGCCACUCCCGCCUGCCAGCAACCGGGACAGCGAGGGCGAUGGGGCAGGGGUCCGGCUGGGCCGUGGCGAGAGCCUGCUGGAGCUGCAUGUGGUGGGGGCAUCACUGUCAGGGGCAGCACUGCGGGUACUGGGGGAUGCACAGCCCACUACCUUCUGCACCUACGCUGUGUACGACUUUGAGACCCACGCCACGCCGCUGGGCCAUGGUGCCCGGCCCCGCUACGGCUUCACCUCCCGCUACGUUCUGCGCGCUGAGCCCCUGCUGCUGCACUAUCUGCAGGGCAGCGCUGCCCGCCUUGACCUCCAUGUGGCCGUGGGCACUGAGCACCGUGCCUUGGCCACCUGCCACCUGCGCCUGGCCGAGGCCUUGGCCACGACCCAGCGGGUGCAUGCCACCGCUGCACUGCAGGGUCCGAGCAGCGAGGACUACGGGCUGCUGGAGUACUGGCUGCGGCUGCGCCCACCCCUGCAGCAGGGCCUGCGGCUGCAGCAGGAACGCACCAAAGCUCUGGGCUAUCUGUCAGCCAGUGUGACCCAGGUGGGGGCACCUUCGUCCAGCUGGCAACCGUGCAGCAGUGAUGGGCCGCCGGGCAGAGAGCGGCUGCAGAAUGAGCUGCAGGUGCGGGUCAGGGGCUGCCGGGGGCUGAGGAGUCGCUGCCUGGGGGCGCUGCCCAGCCCCUACGCCAUGUACCGGUUCUUCACCUUCCCCGACCGUGACACGCCCAUCGUGCCUGCCAGCCACAGCCCCCACUUUGGCGACCUGCAGACCUUCCCCAUGCACCCCACGCCAGAGCUGCACCGCUAUUUGCGGCACGAGAACCUCUGGGUGUAUGUCUUUGACGAUGAGGAUCCCCAGCCCGAUGCCUACCUGGGCAAGGCAGCCAUCCCACUGCUACCCCUGGCCCGUGGGCACAGCAUUACAGGUGAUUUUGUGCUCAUGGACCCAUUUGGGCACCCCAAUGGCUCCAUCAAUCUCAGCCUGGAGUGGCAGCACCAGUACCUGUCCCCUGAGGGCAUCCUGGGCCUGGGUGCUCCCAGCACUGCCCUGCAGCAGCCUGAGCCCCGGCAAAGGAAACUCCAUGUCUCAGCCCCCAAACCUGAAGCAUACACCACGAAGCGGCUGAGGCAGGACCAGGGCAUGGGGGGCCCUGCCCGGCCCAGUCCAGGUCUGAUGCCUGCCAAACAUGCCGCACAGGAGAGCAAAGCUGUGGCUGCACAGGAACCCCUGGCCCAGGCCAAGGAGAGGGAGGCUCAGGCUGGAGUGGUGGCACCAGCGGCACGGUCCAGCAGGGAGGAGGCAACACAGACGGGCAAGGAGGGCAUGAGCAAGUCCCCAACCCCAUCCCAGCGUUCAGAGCUUGAGUCCCCAAUGCCAGACAUAGCCACCCCCACCAAGGACACUGCCCCUGCCGAUGCCGACCAGGAGCUGGAGAGCAGCAGUGAUGCACCGACCACGGACAGCGACGAGAUCGUGGUGGGGGCCGAGCCCCAGAGACCCCCGAAGACGGCUACAGCACGGAUCUGCAUUGAGGUUAUCUCACUGAGCCUGUGGCCUGGGCCCGAGGCCAUGGCGAGCGGCCAGCGGGUGUACGUGGAGUACCGCUUCCCUGGUGUGCCCCUGGCCGAGACCGAGACCCCCGUGUCCCUGCGCCUGCCCCGCGUCGGAGAGUGGCUCUACUUCCACUUCAGCAAGGUGAUUGACCUGGACGUGGGCCUGGCCAGUGCCCAGCAGGAGACCCUCCAAGCUAUGCUGCAGGCAGAGGAACCACAGCAGAGCUGGCUGCAGUUUGUGGUGGUGAGCGAACCCCUGCCCGGGACGGGAGGGGAGUGUGAGGACCUAGGCAUCGCCUAUGUGGACCUGCGCGAGAUUCUGUGGACAGGCAACGAUGUGCUGGAGCAUGACCUUGACGUUUUCAGCUCCCUGGCCCUGGGCUCCAUCAUUGGGAAACUGAAAGUCUCUGUGGAAGCAGCUGCUGCCCUCCGUGCUGUCUAUUGGGAGGGUGGGCACCAAGCCCGCACAGAGAAGCAGGACUGACCUUGGCCAGCUGCACCUCCCUGCCCUGUGGCCAACAACAGAGGGUACGGAGACUCUGACGUGAAAGCAGCAGUCCUGGGACCAUCCCUGGACAGAGGCAGGGCCUGGGAACAGUGAACUUACAAAAAACAGUUUUAUUCAUCGGUUCAAUUCUUCUAAAGUCAAAAAUACCAAGAGCUACCGGCUACGAGAAACGAAAGAGCAGGGGCCCCCCCCUUGCCCCGCACCCCUCCCCCCCUCAGUGCGCGAGGGAGAGGGGGAUGGGGGACAGGACAGGGCCACAAUAAAACCCACCCGGGACGAGAACCGCGCUCCUGCCAGAGACUCUACUUGGCUGUGGCGGGACACA
Molecule: messenger RNA, 4114 nt
Organism: Alligator mississippiensis (American alligator)
Lineage: Eukaryota; Metazoa; Chordata; Crocodylia; Alligatoridae
Gene: RPGRIP1
Product: RPGR interacting protein 1
Exons: 25
Coding region: 1-3765 (1254 amino acids)
Biological process (GO): non-motile cilium assembly; retinal rod cell development
Cellular component (GO): photoreceptor connecting cilium
Molecular function (GO): thromboxane A2 receptor binding
Source: RefSeq, a predicted model, not a curated record